Lachancea thermotolerans CBS 6340 is the source of this 1443-nucleotide messenger RNA. It is a transcript of the gene NAM9, whose product is annotated as mitochondrial 37S ribosomal protein uS4m. Gene Ontology annotation, molecular function: rRNA binding; structural constituent of ribosome. Gene Ontology annotation, biological process: positive regulation of translational fidelity. Gene Ontology annotation, cellular component: mitochondrial small ribosomal subunit. Bases 1 to 1443 code for a protein of 480 amino acids. NCBI's taxonomy places the organism in Eukaryota, Fungi, Ascomycota, Saccharomycetes, Saccharomycetales, Saccharomycetaceae. The transcript has a single exon. The record is from RefSeq and is a predicted model, not a curated record.
AUGCCAAGGAAGGCCGUUCUGCUAAAGUCCUUAGCCCGUGGACGAAUCCGCUCUUCGUUCAACAAAUACAAUCUCUUCAACCUUUACAAGAAGGGCGAUGUGGAUUUCAGAUCGAAAACACUUUACCAGCAGAAGUGGACCGCGAAGCAGGAGACGAGGGCUUACCACGGAGAGCAUAUGACCGAGGGAAGAUGGCAGACGACUUUCACUCCAAAGCUUGAUUCUGUUGCUCAACUGGACGCUUCUCUGAAAGGUGGGGAAAUUGAUCAAACUCCAAUUCUAUUGCAGACAUUUGCGGUUCUGGAGAAGAGGCUCGACUUUGCGCUUUUCAGAGCGAUGUUUGCUUCAUCUGUAAGACAGGCGCGCCAGUUUAUUUUGCACGGGAACGUUUUCGUUAACGGCAUCAAGAUCACGCAGCCGGGCUACCCACUGAAAGCUGGAGACGUAUUCAAUGUCAAGCCUGAGAAGGUAUUACAAGCUUUGGGUGCCAAGAAGCCAAGUUUAAGUGAGGCUUUGAAAAUCGACAAGCUUCAGAUCGCUGUGUGGAAUAAAUAUGUCAAGGCCAUAAAAGAAAAUCCAAGGGAGGAGUGGAAACGGAAACAAGAGAAGUUCAGGGCUAUGGAUGAUUCUAAUCCUAAGAAACAGGAGUACAUGGAGUUUGUGAGAAAUUACAACAAAUCAUUGACAGCUCAAAUGGAGUCUGAAAUUAAAAGUGCGACCAAGGAAGCCAUUCUGGGUAAAGCAGUUUUGGCCGGGUCAUCUGCGGCGGAUCCCGAGAAUCCACUUGUUGAAGAGUUUCUGACACACUUCUACGACGACAAGGCCCUUGCCACAAAGGCAGUUGAGUGCUUCAAUGAAUUGAGAAACACAAAGCUUAUCCAGCCAGAUGCCGCUUCAAAAUCCGUUGCGGAACUUACCGAGUUUGCAAGAACCCUAACGAACUUAACAGAGGAACUGAAGAACAGCAUGUCUGACAGCUCCAAGAAAUCUUUACGAGCCGCUAAAAACAUCGUCUCGGAGCUUUUGACGUCACAAGACAGCGUCAUCAGAAAGCUAUAUGAGUCGAAAAAGGGAAGUGAAGAAACCUUAUCAAUUCCUUACGACCCUUUGUGGGCUAAAAGGAUUCAAGGUCAUAAACCAAUUGAUAUCAAGGAAUUGGCGGAAGACGAAAGCAAGGCCAGCCAACUCAUAAAUUUACCUUGGCAAAAAGGACUAUAUGGACGUCAAGACCCUUCAAAGCCAUACUUCACUCCAUGGAAGCCUCGGCCCUUCUUGGCGCCAUUUGCCAUUCUUCCUCACCACAUCGAGGUUUCUUUCAAGACCUGCCACGCGGUGUAUCUGAGGGAUCCAGUUGCUAGGCCGGGUCAAUCGGAGGUGAUAUCUCCAUUUGGGUUGCCAGUCCACGAGCGUGCGUACAUGUACUACGUUAGAAAUGGUAAAUAA